AUGGCGAACGUCCAUCAGUCCGCGAGGUUCACCCAGGGGCGCAGCCCCGCGGAGGUCGUGCAGCCGGGAAGGCCCUCCGUCUGCGCCCUGGACCGCUCCCUGGUGCUGCGGGCCCUGCUCGACGCCGGCCCGCGGCCGGCGCCGGCGGCGCUCGCGGCCCUCGUGCCGUGGGUCUACGCGCCCGCGGUCGUGGGCUUCUGGGCCAACGGCGGGCGCCCCUACGGCGAGCUCGGGCUGCGCCGGGCGAGCAGCGCCGGCGCCGGCGCCGCGGCCGACCCGGCGGCCCCCGGCGCUCCCGGCGCGGGCGCGGAGCAGAUCGACGAUGUCGCGCCGCCGCGCCCGCUCGCCGCCCACGAGUUUCUCCUGUGGGAGCACAUGCCCGACCUGAGGGUGGUGAAGGCGCCCUGCCGAUCGCCAGCCGAAGAGAACAGCUGGGCCUCCCGAGCAGCGCUCCCGAGAGGCCGCGGGCGGGCUGCCGUGCUGCAGCAUCUGCCACGAGGAUAUGCUCGCCGGUCAGCUGGUCCGCCGUCUUCCAUGCGAGCACCUCUUCCACAGCACCUGCAUCAUGCCCUGGCUGCGGGCGCGGGCCGCUUGCCCGCUGGACAG
Molecule: messenger RNA, 606 nt
Organism: Prorocentrum cordatum
Lineage: Eukaryota; Dinophyceae; Prorocentrales; Prorocentraceae
Source: the annotation of a GenBank genome assembly